AGAUGAGUCAACUUACAAGAUGAAGGUUCUAUGGCUUGGGGUAGCGCACAACAUCCAAGGAGGAAACAAUGCUCAUGUAUUGUCCCCGAUUCUUCGUGGCGAUGUUGAAGUACCUACGCGUAACGAUUACGUCCGAUUGCUCUCAAUUGGUGCAAGUUUAAGAUCUCUUUACUUCGAUAAAGAUAAUGCGAUAAGUAUUCUUUGGUCGAUGAUGGCUAAUACUUCUCUUCCUUUGAAACUGCGUGCUGGAUCAUACAAUAUACUUCAGCAACAAUCGCAAACAAUGACUGAUUUCUUGCGCCUCCAUUGGUUCAUGACGGAGGAAAAAAAUGAACACCUUUACAAUUUCUAUAUCACGACUCUCAAAGGUUUUGCGCAAUCACACUGUCCAUGUUUUGCUAAAAUGCAUGAGUACUCUUCUAAAGUUUUGGAAUUAACGCCACCUCAUUCUCCAGUAUCUAAAAAUUUAACAGCUUUAUAUGUAAUCGAUACCAUGAAUGAUGAGGGUGAUGGUUUGCAGUUUAAAAUUACAGUCGUUCGCGAUGAAUAUACUGAAGUACCAGAAAUUAUCUACUUGCAGCAGUUCAUAAUGCAAAAUCAUAAAAUCACCAGCUAUUGGGCUCUCUACAUACAAUCUGACGGCAUGGAUAAUUUAUUGAAGAGCGUAAACAACGACUUUUUGAAAUUCUUCGAAGGCCCGAUCACCACAACCUUCAUUUUUGAUUUUCUCAGGAAAUUUUCAGUUGCUAUGACGUUGUCGCAAGAUUCAUUCUUAGAUAUACUAUUAUUCUACCGAGACCAAGCAGUUGUAAUUAAUUACUACGAUCAUAAAUCUUUCAGCACUUUCAAUAAUGAUAUCAAAGAACUUGUCGACCACUAUAGUUACCUCGAUUCAUACCAUGUAUUCUAUCAAAAUAUGUACGAAGAAUAUGUUGUCAGUGACUUUGGAGUACCGGUUGUAUUUGGAACGUCAUCUCCAGCUGUUAUUUCUUUAAAGAUGCAAAUUGGUUAUCAGGUAGCUAAAAAAUUUUCUGGAAUUGUUUCUGCAAAAAUGUGGCUGUUCCAUGAUUACUUUGUGGCAGUAUACAAUCCUAUUAAUGACCUCUGGCAAUCUGCUGAGAAAUUGUCAGUUGUCAAUACUGAUGUUUCGUACCAAUUUGAAUUCAAAAACAGUUCUAAACGUGAACUCUUAAAAUAUAUCGAUCCGAGACAAUGGGACAUCAAAUUCAAAGAAGCUAAUUUUGUUAUUCAAAAUCAAGGAGUAGUUUCUAUAAAGAAUAAUCGUAAUAAUCAGGUUUUGAAAAUAGAAAAUUCAAUUUACAGUGAUGAAGUUCCUUCAGCAAUUGAAAAUUUGAGUUCAAAUUCAGUUGCUUUCACAGAUAAUGGAAACGAUUAUGAAGCAGAAUUAUUCAAUUGUCAGAAUCAAUUGAGUAAUUUGACAAAUUCAGAAUACAUAAAAAUCUUACCACGCUGGGAAAAUUAUGACUCAUUCAUGUUCCCUCUAUCAUCACAAAUUGAAAAUUGCGGUAAUAUUAUCAAGAUUACACCGAGUUCAUAAAACAACUUCUAAUGUUAAUGAUUUAAUCAGUAUCAGGCUAAUUAAUCAU
Cotesia glomerata is the source of this 1607-nucleotide messenger RNA. RefSeq lists its product as uncharacterized. The transcript is spliced from 2 exons. NCBI's taxonomy places the organism in Eukaryota, Metazoa, Arthropoda, Insecta, Hymenoptera, Braconidae. The coding region runs from base 20 to 1558 and encodes 512 amino acids. The record is from RefSeq and is a predicted model, not a curated record.